GCUUGUUGACAGUUGUUGUGAUAGUGCAAGCCGAAGGAAAGAGAGUUAUAUAGCUUGAAUUGAGUUCGUCUUGUGAUACUCCCCCCAGAGCUGGGCAUCUGUCUUCGAAUUGACCAUUGACAACCAUGGCCGAAGAAGUACACAAGUCUGCGCCGGCGGAGGUCCAAGAUGCGGCCUCAGACGCGCCUGUCAAGCGUGUGUGGUAUCACAGCACCCUGUUCAAUGCUUUCGUCAUUGGAGGAGUCGGCUUCAUGGCGCCUGGUCUGUGGAAUGCGAUGAACGCACUUGGCGCAGGUGGUGCCCAGGAGCCGUUCCUUGUCAACGCCGCCAACGCGCUUGUCUUCGGUCUCAUGGGUUUUCUUUGCCUGUUUGGUGGACCCAUCGCGAACCGCAUCGGACUCUCGUGGACACUUUUGUUGGGCGCCGUUGGCUAUCCCCUUUAUUCGGCUGGUCUCUACACCAACAACCGCUUCGGCAACGUGUGGUUUGUACUGGUUGGGGCAGUCGCUUGUGGCAUCUCUGCCGGCCUGUUCUGGGCGUCUGAGGGUGCCGUUGCACUGGGUUACCCGGAGCCAUCGAAGCGCGGCAAGUAUAUGAAUAUCUGGCUCUGGUUCAGAACCGGUGGUCCUCUUGUUGGUGGUGCUAUCGUCCUGGCACUCAACAACAAUGCCGCCGCGAAGGCCAAGGGCAAGGUCGGAUCCCAGACCUACCUGGUCUUCAUUGCAUUGCAAUGUCUGAGUGUCCCUCUUGCCCUUGCCCUUUCACCUCCCGAGAAGGUCCAACGAUCCGACGGCAGCAAGGUCAUCAUCAAGGCAGAGAAGUCUUUCAAGGCCGAGUUCCAAGCGCUGCUCCGCGUCUCCAAGAGAAAGGAUGUCCUUCUUCUUCUUCCCAUCUUCUGGGCCGCCUAUUUCAACCAAUAUAGCGGGAACUUCCAGUCAUACUACUUCGGUGUCCGCGCUCGCGCCCUCAUCGGUUUCGUCAGCAACUUCGGCACCCUCCUCUCGUCGCAGAUCAUGAGCAUGCUUCUUGACCACAAGAAGCUGAGCGUUAAAAAACGCAUCAACUACGGCUUCUACUACGUCGUUGUGUGGCACAUUAUCGCCUGGGUCUAUGGAUGGGUCAUACAGGAAAAGUACACCCGCAAACCCCCUGCGUACGACUGGGAGGAUAAAGGCUUCACGGAGGGUUUCUUUGUGCUUUUGCUUUGGGACUUUGCCCGCCAGGGACUCCAGAACUGGCUAUAUUACCUUCUGGCUACCAAGACUGACAACAUUUCGGAGCUUGCGCGGUUUUCCGGCAUCUUGCGAGGCCAGGAGAGCUUUUCUCAGGCCAUUUCCUUCGGCUUGAACACGCAGAAGUGGAAGGGGGGGCGAGUGCCGCUGGCUGUCAACACCAUUCUUUUGGUUCUGGCCGUUUACCCCACCUGGCUCGUUGUCAGAGACCAUGUCCCCGUCGAGGAAGACAAGCUGGCGACGGUAGAAGAGCAAUCACAAACGGGCGAGAUUGCCGAUACCAGAUUGUCUGCAGAUGAGAGGAAGGAGUUUGCAAUUGGCCAGACUGGCCUCGGAAGAGAUGCAAAGAUGUAAUAUCGAUAAGACUGUACAUAUGUGUCAAGGUUAGCAUUGAGUACUUCGAGUUAGAUACUGCCUAUUGUUGUAAUUAAGACAAGCUCGAUGAGUCCGCCGUUUACGAAGGCAACGCUUCUACGUUGAGUACGCCCUUGAGAGCUGUGGGGACUGUAAUGCUGCUACGGUAACUCAAAUUUACACUUUCAGUUCAAGUGGUGCCUCGAAACAACUUCUCAUUCAUACUCGAAAAGUCUGUGGAAGCCUAGUUGAUGGAAACUGCACAGCUGUGACUUGAGAGCGAACCGCGUAACCCCUCGUGAGGAACAUUCUUGGGGUUAAGGAAUG
Molecule: messenger RNA, 1913 nt
Organism: Colletotrichum navitas
Lineage: Eukaryota; Fungi; Ascomycota; Sordariomycetes; Glomerellales; Glomerellaceae
Product: major facilitator superfamily domain-containing protein
Exons: 4
Coding region: 126-1586 (486 amino acids)
Biological process (GO): transmembrane transport
Molecular function (GO): transmembrane transporter activity
Source: RefSeq, a predicted model, not a curated record